CUUGGCCUCUAAGCCAUGUCUCCAGCCCCAGCUUUUUCAUUUUUUAAGACAGGAUCUAGUCUGGCCUCAAAUUUACUAUACAACCAUGAAUACCCUUGAACUUCUGAUUUCUCAUGACCUUCAAGUCGCUGAAAAGUAACCUAGGCAACUGUUAUCAUAUUCCACAUGAGGGAACUAAUAAUCUAGUUUAUCUAGUAGGAAAUAGAAAUGUAUUAAAGUCCAAAGUUACUCAUUUUAAAGUCAACUAAGAACUAUCAAAGCAAGAGGGCUUAUUUAGGCUUUUACUCAGUAAUACUUCUACAUGGUAAUUGAACUUUUGUUUGUUUACUUAUUAUUUUAUUUUUUCUAAGACAAAAUUUCAUGAUGUAACCACACUUCAGGAUGGCCUAGACUUUCAGCUCCUGUGGGUCUGCACCAUGGAAUGCUGAGAUUAUGUAGGCAUGAGCCACUGAAACUUUUAUAUAAUUACUUAUUAAGUAGGUAAUCUCUUUAUGUGGUACAGAUUUAAAUAUUACAAAUUACAUAAGUAAAAGCCUAGACUCAAAAGUUCUCAGACUGGCUGUGUGGCUUUAGGCUCCAUUGCCAGCUGCUACGCCUUUGCCUGCAGUCAGUGGUGAGGCUCAGUUAGUCCAGCACUGCUACCUUAGGGUUUCCCAUCCAUGCAGAUAAGCUUAAAGCCUUGACUACAUCCCAAAGAUAACUUCAGAAGGAGCCAGAGGGAAGAAAAGUUAGUGACUUUAUUGAGUAUUUAGAUGAGUGGUUAGGAAAAGCACAUUAUACACUCCCAAGACGUAGUUGUGGUUAUGGGCUUCUUAGGUAUCUUUACCAUGGCCAUAUAUAUGAUUCUGUAUCUCAACAGAGCCAGGCUGGCUUUGAAUGCUCUGAGUAGUCAAGGACGAUCUUGAGCUGAUCUUCCAGCCUCCACUUAGGGGUUUGUGAAUGUUAGGUGAACACUACCAAGUAAGUUACAUUCCCAGUCCAGCUCUCCAGCUUUUCAGUGACAUGAGAAAGAAAUGCCUUUAAUCUCAGAGUUUUGGAGGUAGAAGCAGAAAUUUAAAGUCAUCCUUAGCUACCCAGGGGAGUUCUAGGCCAGUUGGGACCUGAGAUCCUUUAAAAAAAAAUAUCAAACAACAAAAAAAUUUUUUAAAGAAAGGAUGGAGGUGAUAAGGUUUCUCAACAGCUGAAGAUACCUGCAACCCAGCCUGAUGGCCUGAGUUUGAUCCCUGAGACCCACCUGGCCAAAGGAGAUAAACAACUCCUACAAGUUGUCCCUUGAUGUUCACAUUUGAGGACACAUAGUGUUGUUUGACGUGUUAAGUGGUGGAUGCACACUGUACCUGUGAAUUGGAGAGUAGUCUCAACUGUUCAGGCUGAGCAUAAAGGAGGGCCCUGUUGCCUGGAGGAAGCAGUCUUGGGAACCAUGCAAACCCAGAGGGACCACUCUUCCCUGCGACGGGCACUAUCAUUGAUGCUGCUGCUGUUGCCCUUAGCCAUCUCUAAGACCUUCCGCUACAGAGAGGCUGUGCUCCGUGCGGUGGAUAACUUCAACCAGCAGUCAUCGGACCCCAAUCUCUACCGCUUUCUGGACAUGGAUUCUCAGCCCCCAGGGGAUGAAGACUCAGAUUCCCCAAUGUAUGUGAACUUCAGAAUCAAGGAGACAGUGUGUGAAAAGACAACAUAUCAAAUACCGGAGCAAUGUAACUUCAGGGACCAUGGGGUAGUGAAGCGGUGUGUGGGGACAAUCACCCGGAGCCAGGACACAGAGUCUUUUGACAUCGACUGUCAAGGGCCUGGGACACAACCCCAGCCAGUCAAGAAAGGUUCCCAGAUUGCUGGACUCCUCCAAAAAGGUGGGCUGAAGAUUGGUGAAAAGCUUAAGAAAAUUGGCCAGAAAAUUGAGGAUAUUUUUCAGAAAAUUGUACCUAAGGCAGAGAGUUAGGCCUGCCUUGGCUUGUUUCUGGAUUCCAAAAAUAAUAAAUUUGA
Molecule: messenger RNA, 1983 nt
Organism: Cricetulus griseus (Chinese hamster)
Lineage: Eukaryota; Metazoa; Chordata; Mammalia; Rodentia; Cricetidae
Source: RefSeq, a predicted model, not a curated record